UAAUUUUUGAUUAUUAGGGUUUUAUCAGGGGUCAGUCCGGCAGAGCAGCCUCAGAGUUCCGCUUUCACUAAUGGAGUCAGCGAUCAUUUCCAACUGAAAAUGGAAGAAACAGACAUUGUUAAGACCCCAUUAUCUCCUCCAGAGCCACAACCAGAAGAACCAGAAGCUAAGAAGCUCAAAAUGUCCACCACCACUACCUCCGACGAGGACACCAUCGACGCUAAUAGCACCGCCGAUGCCAAAACCCCCAGGACGAAUAGAUACAAGCGCCGAAAGAUCGCUAUCUUCUUCGCAUACUGUGGCGUUGGUUACCAAGGGAUGCAGAAGAACCCAGGUGCUAAAACCAUCGAAUCUGACCUCGAGGAAGCUCUGUUCCUCUCCGGGGCAGUCCCUGAGCAAGACCGUGGCAAUUCCAGGCGCUACGACUGGGCUCGCUCGGCUCGCACUGAUAAAGGAGUGAGUGCAGUGGGCCAGGUCGUAUCCGGCCGGUUCUAUAUUGACCCGCCUGGUUUUGUUGAGCGCCUCAAUUCGAAUCUUUCGUCCCAGAUUCGGAUUUUCGGGUACAAGCGGGCGACAGCGUCAUUUAAUGCCAAGAAAUUCUGCGACAGGAGGAGGUAUGUGUAUUUGAUCCCCGUGUUUGCUCUUGAUCCCAGUUCGCAUCGUGAUAGAGAGAGUGUGUUGGCUAGUUUGGGGUCUGGGAAUGUGCUAGUUAAGUGUGUGGAAUGCUCGGAGAGAGGGCGUAAGAUACCAGAGGCAAUGCUGAAGCGCAUUUGUGAAAAGAAAGUCGGGGAAAUUGAGUCGGGCAUUUCGUCAGAUAAUGGAGAUACUGAAAUGAAUUCUAAAGUUACUGAAAAUACUAUGUUAUGUGACAAUACAAGUUCUGAACAGGGGGCAAAGGGCCUUGUUGAUGAUGGAAUUUCUCACAGUGUGACUGAAUCCAAGCAAAAUGAGGAAACUGCUUUGAAUUCUACGAUAGUAAAUGAUUCUGGGGUGGAUAAAGAAGAAGAGAAAGUCAAUAGAGAGGAGGAAGCUGAGAAAAGAAGUUCAUUUUGUUAUGGUGAAGAGGAGAGGGAGCGGUUCAAUAGAAUAUUAAAGUAUUACGUGGGGAGUCAUAACUUCCAUAACUUUACUACAAGAACAAAGGCUGAAGAUCCUGCUGCUCGACGCUACAUCUUAUCAUUUGAUGCAAAUUCCCCAGUUACUGUUGAAGGUAUUGAAUUUGUCAAGUGUGAGGUUGUAGGGCAGAGCUUCAUGCUUCAUCAGAUUCGCAAGAUGAUUGGCCUAGCUGUGGCGAUCAUGAGGAACUGUGCACCUGAGUCGUUGAUCAGUACUGCUCUGCAGAGGGAUGUGAACGUUACUGUGCCUACGGCUCCUGAAGUUGGAUUGUUUUUGGAUGAAUGCUUUUUCACAUCAUAUAAUCAGAAAUGGAAAGACAGCCAUGAAGAGCUAUCCAUGAAAGAAUUUGAAGAAGAGGCAGAAAAUUUUAAAAUGAAGCAAAUAUACUCUCAUAUUGCAUCAACUGAGGAUAAGGAAGGAGUGGUGGCCUUGUGGUUACAUUCACUAAAUCACCGAAACUAUCCUGAUUUAUGUGGUCGUGUUGUUGACAAUGCAACUUCCAAUGGCGAGAAAAGUGUUACUGUUGAAAAUAUUGCUGAGUGACUUGUUGCAAAGGUUAAAGGUUUAGAAUGCUCAAGUACUUUAGUUGCAUUGUCAUUGUUAUUUAUGAAUUGAUUCUUCGCUUAUAAAAUCUUUCCUCCUUUUAUUUCAUAAUAUUUGGCCAGUUCUGUUUCUUCAUCUAACCACUGGGUAUAAAAAAAGGCCCAACCCUUCAUAGGUGGCA
This is a messenger RNA of Tripterygium wilfordii, 1840 nucleotides long. Its product is annotated as tRNA pseudouridine synthase A-like. Bases 100 to 1659 code for a protein of 519 amino acids. Gene Ontology annotation, molecular function: RNA binding; pseudouridine synthase activity. Gene Ontology annotation, cellular component: nucleus. Gene Ontology annotation, biological process: mRNA pseudouridine synthesis; tRNA pseudouridine synthesis. The record is from RefSeq and is a predicted model, not a curated record. NCBI's taxonomy places the organism in Eukaryota, Viridiplantae, Streptophyta, Magnoliopsida, Celastrales, Celastraceae. The transcript is spliced from 2 exons.